This is a messenger RNA of Diospyros lotus (date-plum), 525 nucleotides long. RefSeq lists its product as uncharacterized. Bases 1 to 519 code for a protein of 172 amino acids. The record is from RefSeq and is a predicted model, not a curated record. Lineage: Eukaryota; Viridiplantae; Streptophyta; Magnoliopsida; Ericales; Ebenaceae. The transcript has a single exon.
AUGGACUGGUUCUCAUGGCUAUCGGAAAGCAGGCUCCACCCUUGCAAGGUCUACCAAUACGGGUUGGCCUUGUACAACAACGAGCUUGAAGAAGACGACAUUGCCUACUUCAACCACGACUUUCUCCAGAGCAUCGGCGUCUCCAUUGCCAAGCACCGCCUCGAGAUUCUCAAGCUCGCCGCCGCCGCAACACCCGUCCGCUCACCAGCUCGGCCGCCUCGUCCUAGUAAUAUUUCGAGGCUUGCUCUCGCAGUCCGGCGAGCUAGGCGCUGCCUUUCCAAGUGCUUUCUGGUCCUUGUACCCAGCCACGGCAGCGGCUCCAGGCGGAAGGGAGCUGCAUUGUUGAAGAAGAAGGGGCGGCUAUUGCUCCCCGGCGGUGGCUUUUCUGGUCCGCUGGUGGUUCGCCGACGCUGUAACGAUGGGGACAACGACGACGACGAUGACAAGACGAAUUCGUCCAACGGGGUUGAAGAGUUAUUUAGGUGGGAUGCCAUGUUUCAGGAUUUGAAGCCUACGUGAAGAUGG